GGGAAGGAAACUAACGUGACACCUAACUGUCAUCAGAAGUCUUCAGUUUGUGACAACGUGGUGUCCAAAAUGCACAUGUUGAAGAGGGAAAAGAAGGAAGAAGAGGAUGGGGGUGGAAAUCCAUUUAGUAAUUUGGAGAAGAGCACUGUCUUGCAAGAGGCACGGACCUUCAAUGAAACCCCCAUCAACCCCAGAAAAUGCAGUCUUAUUCUCACAAAAAUUCUCUAUCUGAUUAACCAGGGUGAGCAUCUGGGAUCGACAGAGGCAACUGAAGCCUUCUUUGCCAUGACCAAGCUUUUCCAGUCCAAAGACACCACCCUAAGAAGAAUGGUUUACCUUGGUAUUAAGGAAAUGGCUAAAAUUGCUCAGGAUGUCAUAAUUGUGACCAGCAGCCUGAUGAAGGAUAUGACUGGAAAGGAGGACCAGUUCAGAGGCCCAGCUAUAAGAGCUUUGUGCACCAUCACUGAUAAUACCAUGCUGCAGAGCAUUGAGAGGUACAUGAAGCAGGCUAUUGUUGACAAAGUUCACGCUGUGUCCAGUGCUGCCCUAACCUCGUCUCUGCACCUGAGUAAGGGAAGUCAUGAAGUGGUCAAGCGUUGGGUGAAUGAAGCACAAGAGGCUGUCAGCAGUGACAACAUCAUGGUGCAGUAUCAUGCCCUGGGUCUGUUGUACCACAUAAGGAAAAGUGACAAACUGGCAGUGACUAAAUUGGUCAGCAAGUUUAGCAAACAUUCCCUAAAGUCGCCAUAUGCUUACUGCUUGCUGAUCCGUAUAGCCAGCAAACUUCUGGAAGAAGAGGGUGGAGGAUCCAGUAACCCACUGUUUGACUUCAUCGAGGGCUGCCUGCGCCACAAGAGUGAGAUGGUUAUAUAUGAGGCUGCCCAUGCUCUUGUCAACAUGAAAAAUGCUAAGGCAAAGGAUAUGAAUGCAGCAGUGUCGGUCCUCCAGUUGUUCUGUGGCUCACCUAAACCCACACUGAGGUUUGCUGCUGUCAGAACCCUUAACAAGGUGGCAAUGAAGCACCCAUCCGCAGUAACAGCCUGUAACCUUGACCUGGAAAAUCUGAUCACAGAUGCUAACCGUAGUAUCGCCACACUAGCCAUCACCACCCUGCUCAAGACUGGCAGUGAGAGCAGUGUAGAUCGCCUGAUGAAGCAGAUUUCCUCCUUCAUGUCUGAAAUUUCGGAUGAGUUCAAGAUUGUUGUGGUUGAAGCCAUCAGGUCUCUGUGCAUGAAGUUCCCACGAAAACACAGUGUCAUGAUGACCUUCCUCUCCACCAUGUUAAGGGAAGAGGGUGGUUUUGAUUACAAGAGAGCCAUUGUUGACAGCAUUAUCACCAUCAUUGAGGAGAACCCUGAAGCCAAGGAGGCUGGUCUGGCUCACCUGUGUGAGUUUAUUGAAGAUUGUGAGUUUACUGUGCUAGCCACGCGCAUACUCCACCUUCUGGGCAGAGAGGGCCCACGGACCCUGUCCCCAUCCAAAUACAUCCGCUACAUCUACAACAGGGUUAUCCUGGAAAAUGCAGCAGUCCGUGCAGCUGCAGUAACAGCAUUGGCCAAAUUUGGGGCCCAUUGUGAAGAGCUCCUGUACAGCUGUACUGUUCUGUUGGAAAGGUGCUUGUUGGACACUGAUGAUGAGGUGAGAGACAGAGCUACAUUCUACUUAAGUGUUCUCCAACAGCAGCAGAAGGCCCUCAACUCUGCAUAUAUUCUGAAUGGAUUACAGGUAUCUGUUCGCGGGCUGGAGCGUGCCCUUCAUCAGUACACAUUGGAGCCAUCUGAGACACCAUUUGAUCUGAAGUCUGUGCCUCUUGCACUCAGCCAUUGGUGGAACAAAAGGCCAGUGUGGUUUCACAGCGAUUCUGCUGAUAUUAUUGCAACCAAGUCUGCAGACAAAGUGGCUGCCACAAGACAAGAUGUUUAUGCUGAACAACUUGCAGCCAUACCAGAGUUUGCUUCUAUUGGAGCCCUUUUCAAGUCCUCACAUCUGCCUGUAGAACUGACAGAAUCAGAAACAGAAUAUAUGGUUCAGUGUGUGAAGCACACAUUUACAAACUAUGUUGUUUUCCAGUUUGAUUGUACAAAUACAUUGAAUGACCAAGUGCUGGAGCGAGUGACAGUACAGCUGGAUCCUGCAGAAGGUUUUGAGGUGGUGAAGUAUAUUCCCUGUGCUACCCUGCCGUACAACAAACCCGGCACCACAUACACGUUGGUGCGCUUACCCGAGGAGGCUACGCUAGUCACAGGUAGUUUUAGCUGCACACUCAAGUUUAUUGUGAAAGACUGUGACCCAAAUACAGGAGAACCAGAUGAUGAAGGUUAUGAAGAUGAGUAUGUGCUGGAGGACCUAGAAGUGACGGUAGCAGACCAUGUACAGAAAGUGGUGAAACCGAAUUUCGGGGCAUCGUGGGAGGAAGUGGGUCCUGAAAAUGAGCUAGAGGAAACAUACGCUUUGUCUACUAUGAAUUCACUAGAAGAGGCUGUCAAAAAUAUAAUCCAGUUUAUGGGCAUGCAGCCCUGUGAGCGGUCAGACAAGGUGACUGAAGGGAAAAGUUCACAUACUUUGUUCUUGGCUGGAGUUUUCCGUGGAGGCCAUGACUGUUUGGUGCGAGCCAAGCUAGCGCUGACUGAUGCAGGCGUCACGAUGCAGCUCACAGUGAGAUCCACAGAUCCAAACGUCUCAGAAGUGUUGGCGUCAGCUGUGUAAUUCUCUUUUGUAGUUUACUUUCUUCAAAUGAAGCUGUUAAACGUAUCAGAAUGAAAAUUGAGGAAAUGCUAUAUACAGUGUACUGAGUUUUCGAUAGAAUUGUCACGUUCCAUUGUAUGUUGUAGCUUUAUUGCCUAAAUACCUAGCAUUUUGUCUUUUCUCCAGGUUACUUGAUCUAACAUUAACAUUUCACGAAUCAUUUCAAGUCUACAGCAAAGAAUAAUUUGUCAUAUAUAAACCCGGAAAAAAGUUGUCAGUAAUAAUAAUUAUUAAAUAAAGCAUCAUUUAAAUACAGAA
Molecule: messenger RNA, 3003 nt
Organism: Liolophura sinensis
Lineage: Eukaryota; Metazoa; Mollusca; Polyplacophora; Chitonida; Chitonidae
Product: coatomer subunit gamma-2-like
Biological process (GO): endoplasmic reticulum to Golgi vesicle-mediated transport; intra-Golgi vesicle-mediated transport; protein secretion
Cellular component (GO): endoplasmic reticulum-Golgi intermediate compartment; Golgi membrane; endoplasmic reticulum
Molecular function (GO): structural molecule activity
Source: RefSeq, a predicted model, not a curated record